AUGUUAGAGAAUCAAUUAUUUCUAUAUGUAUUCAAGAAUGAAUAUCUUUCAAGGAGGAUAUUUCAACUUGUCAAUGUUGUCAAUAAUAUUAGCGUGGUUUCAUCAUCGUCGUAUCAACAUCACGACGAUGUGAUAGUAAGACAUAGUGGUAGCAGAGACAAUAACAAUCGAAGCUACAAACUACGUGAAAUGAACACAGAUACCAUUUUCAGUAUUGGUUCAAUCAGAUUGUACAUGUAUCUAUUGUCACUACCAAAACAAGCAAGAGCAACCAUAAGAAAGGAUGGCAGUGUAUUCAAGACUACGCUGAGUGUCAAGUUACUUAAAAAGUUCUUUGGUGCGUGUCGCCUGUACGAUGACUAUCUCAAGGUCUAUAAACGCUACAAACACGUCUUUGUCGUGGCACUCAAACAAUCAUACCCCGACGAUGAAUAUUACAAUGGUGGCGUAUUCGACUCUGCUGCAAAGACUGGCAACGUUGACAUUUUGAAACACUUGCAUGCACAAGGAUUCAAACCACAUCCAAUGAUGUGUUGUCUCAGAAAUGCAAUAGAUUUUGGUAAAACAGUCGAGGCCGUUCGGUACCUGGCAGGUAGUGAUAUAGGCGCACGAGUCACCAAGGAUAUCUUGUUGAAAGCAAUCAAAGAUGUAGAGAUUUUCAAAGAGUUAGAGAAACAUGUCAGCCAUGAGGAGUUUCAAAACUACCGAAACGAUCUCAUCAAUGUAUCAGUAUCGACUAAUCUCGAGACUUUUAAAUACCUUCAAAGGUUCGAGGAUAUUGUCAGGCUCUUGGUCGAACAUGCAUCCAUCAACAAUGAACAUAUUAUUGGCUCUGGUAUGAGACUGGCCGUAUUCAAUGGUCACAUUGAAAUCGUCAAAUACCUCUACAAAUACCAAAAGGAUCACAAGUAUGAACACAAUAUCGACAAUAGCAAGUGGGAUAGUCUUAUUGUUGGAGCGUCACAAAACAAUCACUUUGACAUUGUCCGUUUCUUUUUCACAGAGUCCAAGCCACGUCAAUUUAAUCAUUUCAUCUUAAAUUGGGCCAUUGUCAAUGGAAACCAUGAAUUUGCCUAUGAAAUGAUUCACAAAUAUUCGUCACUCAUCGAUCAUUCAAAUCAACAGGCAGGAUACCUACUUCCAUUGUCUAGUGCUGCGUGUUCUGGAAACAUUGACCUACUGACACUGCUCAUGGACGUUGGGUACGUCCUCCAAAAGGACAUGCUCAAUGAAGGUGUUCGAACCAAUCAUCUCCACAUUGUAGAGUAUCUUUACGAAAAGUUUGGACUCGAGCUAACAUUGCAAUCACUCGAGACUGCAAUCACGAGCAAUUCGAUUCAAGUCAUCAAAUACAUUCAAGGUCAAAACCCAUCACUUGUCAAUUCAAUAUCACCAGAUACCAUGGUGACUGCUCUAAAGUCAAAUUACAUUGAAACCGUAGAAUGGCUAUUCCAAACAAUAUCUCCAAUCGAUCCAUCUCAGCACUUGGUCAUUGUCAAUUGUCUGUACACAUGUCACCCAAAGAUUAUUGAGUUUGUACUAGAUACAGUCAAACGAGAUGGGUUUAUAUGUACUUUAGAACCUUUCCAGAGUUUGCUUGAAAAGGCAAUACGAAACGACAAUGUAGCUGCCAUUAAAACCAUUUCUCAAUGGAUGGAUAAGAAUUGUUUAUCAGUUAAAAAGAGUAUAGGUGGAUUAUUGUUAGCUCGAGAAUUUCCCUUUUGUGAUUUGGAAAUGAUCAGAACUCUGUGGAAGGAACGUUUAUUUACCAUCUAUGAACUUGCCAAAAUCACUCCUUUGGAUCAAAGAAAAAUAGCUGACGAACCCCAUCCAAACCGUAAUGUCAUGGUUGUCGAAUUCAUCUAUUCACUCUUGCACACAAACUGUAUUGGUUAUUCAAAAUUGGCCAGUCUAACCUAUGCAAUUUACAAAGGUUUUGAUAAGAAUUUUCCAUGUAAUCCAAGAAAAUAA
Cavenderia fasciculata is the source of this 1971-nucleotide messenger RNA. RefSeq lists its product as uncharacterized. Lineage: Eukaryota; Evosea; Eumycetozoa; Acytosteliales; Cavenderiaceae. The coding region runs from base 1 to 1971 and encodes 656 amino acids. The transcript is spliced from 2 exons. The record is from RefSeq and is a predicted model, not a curated record.